This is a messenger RNA of Cyclocybe aegerita, 318 nucleotides long. NCBI's taxonomy places the organism in Eukaryota, Fungi, Basidiomycota, Agaricomycetes, Agaricales, Hemipholiotaceae. The record is from the annotation of a GenBank genome assembly.
AUGAGCGACGCCAAGGACGUCAGUAUCUGGAUUGGAAAGGCCGACAACUCCAAGUCCAUUGUCUUUUGGGCCCUAGACCAUUCAAGCAUCCCUCUGCCCAAACGGCUGCUGCUGGUAAAUGUCCAUCUGGAGCACCUGGGCCUCGCGGGUCACUUUAUGGUCACAGAAUCACAUCGAGCACAGUGGAGUUAUCUCUUCCAGCCGUGGCUUGGGUAUGUGCCCAAGUUCGACAUGUUUGUGGGGCCAAUAUGGGGCAGGUUCAGCAGCUCUCGCUCUACACUCUCAGAAAGCAUCUCUCACACCUGUAGUGACCAGUGA